Messenger RNA from Zootermopsis nevadensis, 13186 nucleotides. RefSeq lists its product as uncharacterized. The record is from RefSeq and is a predicted model, not a curated record. Gene Ontology annotation, molecular function: peroxidase activity; heme binding. Gene Ontology annotation, biological process: response to oxidative stress. Lineage: Eukaryota; Metazoa; Arthropoda; Insecta; Blattodea; Termopsidae.
GGUAAUGAAGCCAAGAUGGAAAGAAAAGAUUCAAGCUCGGAAGACAAGGAUAGGCAGAAAUUUUAGCAAGUGCAUGGGGGAAGAGAGGUCAUUAUCACGAGGCAGGUCUUUUACAAGAACCCGUCUUACGGGUGCGACACUCGAUAUCGCGAGGUGAACCGGAGCAGACCUCUCAGCACUCAGCGCCAUGACAACAACGCAUGUGGUGUGUGCAACGAUGUUCUUAGCGGUCGUGGUGCACGGUGAGAUCCGCUGGGACGACGACGACAGUCCACUGAAGCGCACAUACAUUGUGGAAGCCACUGACUAUGGUCUGCAGAGAAUGAAUGAAUUGGUGAACGUCCAAGAGCCGCGCCUCUAUCAGAUCGGAAUGUGGCUAGACAAGGAUAACCCUGCAAGGUACGUGGCAGCAUUUAACGGCCAGAGUGACGUGGCGAGGAGACUAGCGAAGUUCGGGUACGCGUCCCUGCAGGCCACUUCGAAACUAGUGCAACAUCUGUACUCUGGAGUGGAAAGCCGCGCCGCGGUCGAAGGUCUCAAGUUUCCGACCAUCUCGCUGCUUCACACGGCACUACACGACCAAUGUCCCUUGCGGAGUGAUCAGCUUGCAGUCUGUCCAGAUUCCAGUGGUCGCUACAGGACUGCUGAUGGUCGCUGUAACAAUCCCGCACACCCCUGGUGGGGAGCCUCCAUGAUGCCCCUCCAUCGCUUCUUACCGUCCCACUACAGGGAUGGUUUAGAGCGAAUACGAGUGUCGGUGUCAGGGGGCCCACUUCCCAGUGCCCGUUUAGUAAGCUCAGUGAUCCACAGCGACAGAGACAGUGACCUGACAUCCAUCACACAUAUGGUGAUGCAAUGGGGACAGUUCCUAGACCAUGACCUCACAUCUUCAGCACAGAGCCGAGGAUUCAAUGGCUCAGUACCCAAAUGCUGCACUGAUGGAGGCCGUGACUUCCAGCCACCGGACCUUACACACCCAGACUGUAUGGCUAUCGCUGUUCCACCUGAUGACUGGUUUUACAGUCAUUAUGGUAUCUGCUGUUUGGAAUUUGUACGGAGCAGUCCAACUUCUCGUGUGGGUUGUUCACUUGGGCCUCGUGACCAGAUCAACCAAGUGACUUCAUUCAUUGAUGCUUCUGCAGUGUAUGGUAGCUCAGAGAAAGAAGAGGAUGAUCUCAGGAUGUUCAGAAAUGGUCUGCUAAAAUACAGCCGAGUGCAGUACCGGCUGCCCCUGCUGCCGGCUGCAACCUACAAGGCAGACUUGUGCCGCGGUCAGUCAGGUCACCUCAGGUGUUUCCAUGCAGGAGAUAAGCGUGUGAAUGAGCAGCCUGGACUCAUAGCCCUGCACACUAUUUUUAUGAGAGCUCAUAACAAAAUUGCAACAGAGCUUAGUCACAUUAACCCACACUGGCGGGAUGAGAAGCUGUACCAGGAAACACGAAGGAUCAUUGGAGCCAUCAUGCAGCACAUAACUUUCAAAGAGUUCCUACCCAUUGUCCUUGGCCAAGACGUCAUGAAACUAUUUGAUUUGGAACUGAUGAAGAAAGGGUACUUUACAGGAUAUGACAUCAAGACCAAUCCUACUGCAGCUAAUGCAUUUGGCACAGCGGCCUUCAGGUUUGGACACAGUCUAGUGCAGCACAGUCUCAUGAGAUGUGACAGAAGUCAUCACAGAUUGUUUCCAAAUGUUUCCCUGCAUGAGGAGCUGACAAACCCAGCUAAUCUUUACAACAUAGGGUCAGUGGACCGACUGCUGCUGGGACUAUGUCAGCAACCAGCACAGAAACGAGACGAGUUCAUCACAGAGGAGCUGACAAAUCACCUGUUCCAGACUCCAAGUUAUGGGUACGGCAUGGAUUUGGCAGCUCUGAAUAUCCAGCGAGGGCGUGAUCAUGGGUUGGCUCCAUAUAAUGCCUGGCGUGAGCCUUGUGGACUUCAGCCACUCACCGACUGGCCCAAUUUGCUCCAAGUAAUGUCAGAAGAGACACAGCGCAAACUCAAACGCAUAUACAGGGAUGUGGAUGACAUUGAUUUGUUUCCUGGUGCAAUGGCAGAGCGUCCAGUAUCAGGUGGACUUGUGGGCUCCACCUUUGCCUGCAUCCUAGCCCAGCAGUUCAGCAACCUGAGGAAAGGUGACAGAUUCUGGUAUGAAAAUGGAGGAUUUGAGUCCAGCUUCACUUUGGCUCAGCUGCAGCAGAUUCGACGCGUAACUCUUGCACGAAUGCUGUGCGAUAAUCUAGAUGGUAUUGACACACUGCAGCCUUUUGUGUUCCUUACUGCUGAUAAUGACCGCAAUUAUCGGGUGCCAUGUGACAGCGAAUAUAUCCUCCAUUUGGAUUUAAAGCCAUGGACAGAACAUCGUAAGCAAGAACAAUACCAUCAUGAGAAACCAACAGACCAUCAGCACUUAUCAUCACACCACACACCAAGCUAUCCAUCCUACCAAAAGCCAACCCCAAGUUACCACCAUACAACAACACCUUCAUAUGAAGAACACCAACCAAGCUACCUCAUUGAUAUUGAAUUACAACCACCACCUAAACCCCAUGAAGAAAACAAACCUACAUAUCUGAUAGACACUAACUUCCAAGGUAAACCUACUAAACCUCAGAACUUGUACACAUCAUCCAUGCAUCCAAAACCUGAUGAACAUAAGCCAACAUAUCUCAUAGAUGAAAGCUUCCAACAGACAGAAAGACCCACAAGUAAAAGGCCCAGUGGAUACAAACCAAGUAAUUCAGCUCAUCUUGCAAUGGAGCAUAAACAGCCAGAUUAUAAUAAUCAUAAUCAAGGCCAUGAUCAUGGUGCAGAACUUCCCAGUAAGCUGGAAACCAGACCUCCAGGUGAUUAUCAUCAUCACCAUCAAGAAGAGUAUUCACAGAGUGAAACAGAACCAACUGGAGGUCAUAACCAUCUAAGUAUAUUUGAACAUUAUGGAGGACAUAAUCCACACAAACCACAUAAAGAAUAUCCAAGCAACCAUUAUGAACCAGUUCACCAUAAACCUCAUUAUGAACAGCAAACAACUGAUAAACCACACAGUGAAUAUCCACAUCACAAACCACAUGAUGAAUAUCCAAGUUAUUCUAAACCUCAUUAUGAACACACAACACAUUCCAAACCAUAUGAUGAGUAUCCAAGUUAUUCUAAACCUCAUUAUGAACACACAACACAUUCCAAACCAUAUGAUGAGUAUCCAAGUUAUUCUAAACCUCAUUAUGAACACACAACACAUUCCAAACCAUAUGAUGAGUAUCCAAGUUAUUCUAAACCUCAUUAUGAACAUACAACACAGUCCACACCACACUAUGAAUUUCCUAAUUCUAAACCUCAUUAUGGGCAUACAAGUCAAUCUAAGCCAUAUAAUGAACAUACAAGUCAUUACAAGCCACAAUAUGUAUAUACCUUUAACAUACCCCAUACUACAAUCAGCUCAAAACCUCAUUAUGAACAUACAUCUUUCACGAAACCUUCUGAUAAUAAAGACAUUCCCAGUACAUUGGAUUACAACAAAUACAAACCACAUCCAUCUAAACCUAGCAGUCAUCAAGAUGGAAGUUACUCAGUUGUUACCAGGCCUCCAUACAAGGAACAGCACUACUCUGGAACUUAUUCGUCAGCAGGCAGGCCAAGCUAUGAGAAGCCAUCAUCUGGGUACCAUCAUACUUCAUACAGCUACAUAGAAGUGUUCAAUGAACCCACCUACUAUUAUCUAGAAGACAGCAAAGUAGUGGGUAAUGCACACAGAAGUCCUGAGAAAGCGACAUUGGACCCAGGACUCCUUGAUUUCAAGUCUUCCAUGAUGCAAACCAAUAGCUCAAGUAUGGAGCAGGAACCUAGGACCUCACUGGGUGACAGUGACAUUGUCCCACCAGAUGAUGUCAACUCCUAUGCUGGCCUCACUACAUUCACGGGAGAUACCACUUCAGAAAACAAUGAAACUGUAAACUUUGUGACCAUUAAAGGUAAUAUUGUCAGCAUCAAUGCAACACCAGAUGAGAAGAGAAAAAUAAUGGUUUUUAGUAGCAGGAUUAAUAUAACUGAGGAUGCUAAUGUUAAUAAUAAUGUUCCCAACACCAGUAUACUUCACAGUGAGAAGCAAGUUACCACCAUGGAAAACAUUAAUGCCAUAGUGACAGAAAAUAUAACAAAAUCUGACAAUACCACUACAAUCAUGAAUGCUAGAAAUACAACAGAACUCAACAACACAGAAUUCGGUAACACCAUGGAUAAUAUUACUAACUCUUCCAAAAUUAAUAUCACCAAUCUUGAGAAUAACAACAAUUUUAUUAUUACUGCCAUUGCAAAACAAAAUAAGACAGACAGUACAAAAACCACAAAUAACAGUACUAACAGUUCUAUUGGCAUAGAACACAGCAUUACAGAAAACAACAUUCAUCUGGAUAACAUUAAUAUAAAUUUAGGUACACAACCAAAUAACACAAGAAAUAAUAAUACUGCCAAUGAAAAUGUAGAAUCUAUCACGGAACAAACUAAGACAGCAUAUGAUAGUACUAUUUUCCACAUAGACAAAAUCGACACUAAUGUCACAAAUGUAAACAAUAUUAUCAACACCAACACAGAUAUACAGAUGAACACUGGUGAGCAAACCACCACAGUAACUAAAAUAACCCAGCAGGAUAUGAAUAUAAAUACAAACACUGAAACAUCACAAGAGACUGUUCUAAAAACUGACAUGACCAUACAUGAAUUAACCCCCAACACCACCUAUGCUGAGUCUUACACAGCAUAUGCUAUCAUUACUGAAAAUGAGAAUGAAUGGAUCUUCACCAAAGAAGAGGAUGAUGGUUCUUUCAUUAUCCCAGAAAUGCCAUCAAUAACCAGUGAUCCAAUGGCUCUGAAAGAACUUCCCCGGCCAAUGAAAUUUGAAAAUGAAGAAACGGGAAGAGGGCUGGUGUGAGAUGUCAUAUGGUAAGUCAGAAAUUAGUACAUAACACGAAUAAAUGUGGUGGAAGAAAAUAUAAAUGGACCAAAAGACAAUAAAUUACAUAAAUUAUUAUUCUUUGUGAAGCUCUAUAAUUGGGUAGAAGAAAACAUUACUUGUCAUAAAUAGUGUUAUCAAGUAAGACUGUGUAACAAAAUGGUUUAAUUUAAACAUAAAAUGCCAAAUUUUAAACAUACAGAUUAUUUUAACUUGUGUCAAGAAACUAUUUUGACAAUGCUGGCCAUUGUCUGUCAUGUUUAAAAGUGAAGAACAGAUUUAUUACAUCCCCCUUGAUAUUGGAUUUGAAUGUAGAAAUAUACUAUCCAGUUGUAUUCUAUAUAAAUUAAUUCAAACAAAAUUUAUCUCAUACUCGCAUAUGUAGAGGUGAUGCAGGUUAUUUAUCUUUAUACAUCAUAAGUGUUUCAUGAUCUCAUAUUUAUUUCAGAAUAUAAUUGUUAUAUUCUUGUGUCUACUUAUAUAUUUUGAGAACACAAUGAUAGCAAAUAUUAUGUGUAAGAAAUGUAUUACUUUUUAAUAUGUUGUCUAGAAAACUUUUGACCAUUCACCUCUUAAAAAUUACAUGAACAGUGACACCCCCCACUCCCACGACACAUUACAGUGCUGCAUAAUACAGAUACUCAGUAAACUGUAAUUCUGAAUGAAAUAGAUGAGAUGUUAUUUAUAAGAUAUUUAUAAAGACAGGUUCAUUUUUCAAGAUUUUACUUACUAUAUUUUGAAUCCCUUGAUCAUGUUCUUUGGAAUGCACAAUACAUCCAGAGUCUUUAUUCAUUUAACGAUACACAUUUUCCUUUAUUAAAAGGAAUGGUGAUGUAAGAUUACUAAAUAUUUUAAAUAUGAAGGUGCAUCAUUCAGUUGUAUAUCAUCAGACCUCAUAUAAAAAUUAUGAGCAAUGAUUACAUUGUUAAAUAGUCACUUUAUUUAUACUGAAUAAUUACUUCACAUUCAUGACUUGUUUAAACAUCUACAUAGUAGACUCUAUAAAUGUUAAUUUAGAAUUUCACAAUAGUUUCAUAUUUUUUGUGUAAUGCACCUCCAUUUUAAAUUAAAAAAUAUAUAAUUAUAAACUGAGAUCAACUUUUUUAAUGAAAAAGGUGAUGAUAAACCUUCAUAUUCCACAAAAGGAAGUGCAAUACUGGAACAGCCAUAUGAGUGUCAGUUUCUUAAGAAACAUUCUGCUCUAUAUUUUUUAUAUAAGAAUCUAAGAUCUAAGAGUUUAGAUUUAUGUUUCAAGCAGAAGAUGGCAUUUGUACAAAUAUAUCACAAUAUAAUGUAUUAGUAACUCUGGCUGUGAAGAACUCUUUCCUGCAUUUCACUAAUUUUAUAAUAUACAAAAUAAAUCCCACCGAAUAUCACAAGAAAUCAUACCAGGAUGUCUUUCAGCAUAACAUUACGACAGAUCUCACAGCAGCUGGUACAAAUAAGGAUACAGAAAAUAUACAUAUAUAUACAGAUAGACAUAUAUGCAGGUAUCAGUUUUAUUCUUUUAGUUACUAAAUAAGCUGCCAUUACAUAAUUUUUAACAUCUCUGUUGCCUUCUUCUGUACAGUAACACAAGUCCUAGCGUUGAUAUUUCUACCAGGACAUUUGACUUUCAUUUAUGCUACUUAUAUGACUAAGACUGGUGUUAAUAUUGGACUAUUGUUGUAAUAACAGCACAUUUAGUCAUAGAUAUUUCAUCCAAUAGGUACACUGUCUACUACAGACUGUCCAAAAAGUAACACAUUUCAGUCAACAUUUUGGUCCUUAGUACUGUUCCUUCACCAGUUUUGUAUGGUUAAAUGUACAGUUUUCUUGUUAACAAGAAACGUUUCUUUGAAAGUUUUACAUCUUAUAUUUGACUAAAUUGACCGAAAAAAACCAUGACAACCCUCAAUCAGGAUAUCCAGUCUCUGGGCAAAGAUUUGAACUAGGGACCUCUGUAAUACCACUCAGUCAUGACACACAAUAGAAAUUAUAAGAACAGUGUCUUUGGUAAAAGGUGUGAAAAUCUUAAACACACAGCAGAAAACUAGUUUUUGAUACAUGUGUUGAUUUAAAUAAUUUAGUACUAAGUCACUAAUGUGAUCUUAUUAUACAAUGACAUUCGUAUCAGGUUGUCAUGUUCCUGUGUACUUGUUUAUAGAAUACAGUGCCAAAUAUGUGUUCACAUAUCAAAACAGUUUCACAAUAACAAGUCUUUAUAGAGUAACCAAUACUGGUGAAUAAUUCUUAAAAUUAUAUUCAUUCUUAUAAAAACAUCUCAGGUAUAUCCAGAGUAAUAGGAAUUUAAUACAAUGGUUAAUAAAGUCUUCUCGGGCUAUCAGCCAUGUUAGAUGGUGAUGGCUGAUAGCCCGAGAAGACUUUAUUAAAAAAAGCCGCCAUGAAAGCAUCACAUCAUGUAAUAUAACGGUUGUUAUAGAUAAGAUCUCUCAUCCACUGUUUUAAUGCCAUGAGCUAUUUCACAUUACAGCAUAUCUCUGGCUUUUAAUGCCCAUUUUCUUUUAUUGUGAAUGGUGUUUAUUAUGUUGUGAAAUGCAGAUUUGUUCAUACUUUUAAGUUUCUUACUCUUGUAUGUGAUACUUGAUUCAAAAGUUUCUAAGACUGUGAAUUAUUCUACUUUAAAAUUUAAUGAAAUAAAUUUGUAAGGCAAGAAUAUGGUAAUAUCACAUCACACUGUUAACAUCUUCAUCGCCUGAUACACUUGUAUUAAGGCUGUUAGAUAACUUAUAAUACUAGCCAUUUAACAUUGUCAUCUUCAUUAGGUUACUUUUGUGACAGAAUCAGCAUUUUGCUGUGUUACAGUAAUAUACAAUGUCAUGGACUGGCACAACAAAAUUCAGAUGCAUUCAACAUAAGAUGCUCUUAAAUCACAAGGAUUAAAAACAACAUAAUUUAAUGCUCACGCUUUUAUUGGGUUCUGUCUUACAUAGUUUCAAUUUUAAAUAAAGAAACUUUGGGAAUUUCAGUAUUUCAUAAAAUAGGAAUAUAAAAUGUACUUUGAUAACUUUACACAAUCUGUUGGAAUACAGGCACCUGGAUCUUGUUCACUUCUAAACUCUGAGUUUUAUGUGCUUGUCCACACUACAUGAUGUUUUUAGAAUGAAUUUACAUGGUUUAUAAUAUGAAAAAUUAUAUAUUUUUAUUGUUUGUCAGCAUUGUUUCAUGUUGAAACAUCAAGCUCACUGCAUAUCAUACAAACAGAACUGUAAAUAUCACAGGAUGAUUUAAAUUUUGUGGUUGAACUUGAAAUGCAAAUAUGUAAUUAGUCUUUUACAGAACAGUCUUGAUAGUCUUGAUUGGCCAGUUAAUAAUCUUGAGUUGCAAUUGUAAAAGUUGGACUGUAAUUUACAUGAUACAGAAAAACUAUUGUUGUAACAAUACUGACACUUAACUGAUCACUUCAUGACUGUGAGGUUAAAUGAAGACUAGAAUAAGACAGAGUUAAUUCUGACAAAAUCAUAAUAUUAUUCAGUUUCAUGCAAAUAUACAGUUCACAUACUAAGAAGUUCAACUGACAAUGAGACAACACUCAGACAAUGACAAUGAAAGACAAUAAGAUUUAUCCACUAUGCAACCCUUCACACGCACAGUCCACCUGGCUGAGCAUUGUACUGGCACAAUGCUGAACUGUUACCCUGAGCUGGCAGCCACAUAGUACAGGGACUUAAAUUAUCUGUUUCUGUAUGAUAAAGACUAAUGACAGCCAAAGGACUUUGAACCUAAAAUAACAAUGCAGACAGAUGGACUUGACAAAGUAAUUUUAAUUACUAAAUUAAGUUUCAUAAUUAGAAACCUAAACAACAUAAAAUUAGAAGAUAACAGCCUUCUGGGUGUUGACUCAUUGGGCAAUAUCUUCAUACUUGCUGCCAUGAGAACCUGAAAUCUCACUAAGUAGAAAAAAACCACAACUGACAGCAACUUUUUGACAAUAAAUGAACACAAUACACAGACUGGUCAUGAAGGAACAAUGGUAGCAAAGACAAUCAAAAAACUGCAAUUAUAAUUUCGGACUGUAGCAGAACAAAAUGAAUUUUUGUAUGACAAAAUGGGAACCAAGAAACUGACGAGGCUCAAAUACAAAUGAGACUUGAGUGUACAGCAGUAGCACAUGCUUGACAAAUGUUGACUAUAGAACUGAGUUGUGACCAAAUACUGAGAAAACUGUGACAUUAAAAGUAAUACUUGGAUGACAAUUAGAACUGACUCAGUCCCAAUAGACAAAAAAUGAUGAUAAAAUAACUACAAAACUGGAGUGACAAGGACCAUGAAAUUAAAAGGGGAAAAAAUAAGACUAAGAUAUAAUAAGUAUCUACACGAUAAACUGAUACUAACAAAACUAGCUUGGCCUAAAAACACAUGAUGUUUUGACAUUACAACAGUAAAAUAUGAUAGACUAACUGAUUACAUAACUGAGUUGUGACCAAAGACUGAGAAUAUUCAUAAUAAACAAAGAUCAUUUGGACUCUGUGAACAUGACCACAUCCUAAAAUACACAAGAAUAUGAAAAACUGACCAAAACAUUUUAAACAAAAACUAAAGAGUAUGAAAUUAUGACAGAAACAAAUACUGUAAGACAACAAAAGAAAUAUUUGGAUGACUUUGACUUUAAAACAGUACCAUGUAACUAACAAAUACUGACUGUAAAAUUAAGGUGUGGCCAGCCAGAUACCGAGAACAUUAUGACAUAAUAAAUGUAUAACAUUUGGUGACAAUCUGGACUCUUUGAAACUGACUCUGUAGUGAAAGACACAAGACUAAAGACUAUCCUGCAAUAUUGAAGUGACCAAGCAAAGAACAUGAAACUACAUUUAAAGAACAUAAGACUGUAACAUACUAAGACGAGCAGGUAUCAUAACUUAAGAGAAUUAACAUGACAGGCCAUACAAUAUAAAAGUAAGUUAAGACAGAAAAUACAAUGAAGGAAGGAUUGUGACAUUAGGUUCAGAUCAGUAGGACAUGUUACAUUGAAUGAAGAACAAGAGUUAAGUUGAGGAAUAGACAGAAUGUUAUAAUCCAAGAAAUAAAAUGCUUAAACAUAAACACACCCUAGGAAUUUAAACUGUUUGAUAGUAUGACACUGUGACACAACUAGAAGAAUGUGACGUUAAACUUGACUAGUCUAUUAGUUUGUUAAAUCUAUUUAAUAUGUGUCAGAUUAGUAGAUAACGAAGACUUAAGGGUAAUAAAUGUUAUGAUGAACUAUGGAGAAAUCUAAAUGUAGAGCAAAGAUGUGAUAACAAUAGUAGAACUUAAUCUGCUGUCUGGGACUAUGGAAUUAAACUGAAUCAGAAGUGGAGAAGAAAUAAAAUGUAACAGCAAUCAAAUGUGAAUUACAGCUCAGCAAUCCUGACAUAAAACAAAUAUCAUAAUGACAUCAUACGACAAGAAAUACCUGAAUGACAGUACAGUGGACCACUGAACCAUGCAUAAAAACAAGGACAGAAAAUGCUACAAGAAAAAGAUGAAUGACAGCCCAGAAUGGUAAACCUAAUUAGCAUCAAAGACAGAAGAAAUGAAAGUAACAUUUGAAUGACGAUAUGAAUCUACACUUAACUGAAAUCAAAUGUCAAUGAGACUACUGAAUGACCAUAACCUGACUAACAAAUAAACUGAGACCACAAACAAAUUUUAUAAAUGCCAAGUAGAGACAAGACUAUGACGCUGACAUAUGUUAGAUGUGUAAAGUUUCAGACAGAGAUGACAAAAAUGUAAUAGUGAUUAACUGAUUUACUGUUAAGAGACUGUACGUGAAAUCAGAACAGGAGCCACAAAAGACUAACAUAAAAAUACCAAAGCCAGGAAUGACUCAUUUGGCAUAAAAAUGAAUGAAAACUCAUGCAGAUUAGGAUGUAAAAAAUAUAAUAAUUCUUAUGAUAUUUUUCUUGUGUUUCUAACAUGCUGGGUCUCACUAAACGCCUUUCUUGGCACUGCCGCAAUAAUUCUCUGAGGUGAAUUCUCUGACCUGUUACGUUCUAUAAUUUCAAGAUUAAUACAUUAGGACCAUAAUGGCACAACAAUGGUAACAGAUGACUUUUUAACACAUAAAACAAAUUGGGUGAAUGAUUAUGACCAUUAAAUGUUAUACUAAUUAAGAUAAAUAAAUAUAUAACAGUUACAAACUCUUAAGUGGUAGGAGGGGACUUUGUAACAUUGCAUGUGCAGACUACGCUCCAACUCUGAACAAGACAGAGACUAUACCUUUUUAAAAUUAACAUACUUUAAAUGAGACACAAAGACAAAUAAUACCAGCACUAAUCCACAAACGUGAACUGACUUCUAAAACUAUGAAGUGACAAUGGUACGAACUGAUCUUGUAUGUACACACCUACAAAUACCAUUACUAAUACAUGACAGUAACAAUUCUUUUUUAUUUAUGCUAUUGAAUAUAGCCGUCAAUAUUAUAACACAACGCUGAUCUAGUGUAAACAUGAGACACAUUAGACAUUAAAAUAGCUACAGAUGGCAACCAUGAACAAAAUAUCAUCUCGUUUGAAAAUAUACGUGGCACAUACAAAUUUCCUAACUUCCUAACUUUGCCUUGAAAUUGGUUUCAGAAAAUAAUAUAGGAAGGUAACAAAUCCUAUGGCUCGGAAAGUUGACAUGUAUGAAUCAGAAAUACAAACUCAGACUUGUAAACGACUCCAGAUAACAAAGAACUUUAGGGAACUGUUACUUUUGACUUGGAAAUGAUUAAAAGAUGCCACAUGAAACUCAUGAGUAGACUUAAAAUGGCUGUGUAUGACAAGUAGGAGUUAUGAAUAGAUAACUUGACUUUGAAAUGUAUAUACACAACAAAGACAAGACACAAAGAGAUUGAAAGACUGUGAAAAGGCUGUAGAUGACAAAACAUGGUACACAUUUAUAUUUACUUAUCUUGAAAAUGCUUAAUAGUAAUAAAUACUUUUGCUUGAUAAUAGUUAUGAAUAAAAAACACAAGUCAGGAAUGAAUACUUGAAUUCUGAAAUGGUUAUAGAAGACUUAGGAUACUUGAUAUGAAAACAAAACAGAAACAAAUAAUAUGUCACAACUUCUUCUUCUAUGGCUCUCCGGUCCGUAUUCGGUCCAUGGCCUCCUCAAUUCUCCUCUUCCAUUCGGUCCUAUCCUCUGCUGCCUUCUUCCAAUUUCCAAUCCUCAGGAGCAGUGUGGCGUCCGUUUGAACUGCAUCCUCCCAUCUGUUCCUGGGUCUUCCAACUGGUCUUCUUCCUCCAACACCUCCUUUGAACACCAUCUUUGGAAUUCGGAUGUCGUCCAUCCGAAUCAGGUGACCUGUCCAUUGUAGUCUCUUGAUUUUUAUAAAUUGUGACAAAUAUGGCACAACAGUGUUCCAAAUAAUGUGUUGUUGAGAAUAUUAAUUUAUAGCAAUUAAUAGACCAACUGCAAUAUUAGCUUUCAUGUGGUUGCAAAUAAAGCCAUAACACUAAUGGCAAUAGUAAGGUAAUCUUAGAAAUACGUAUAAACUAGCUCAAUAUUAAUAAAAACGUUGAAAGCAGCUUGACACAAAAUGACACUAGAGUUUAAUUAUUUACAGGAAAUGCCAUAUUAUUAAGUAAAACUACGAUUUUUGAGUAAUGAAAGCAAUUUUUAUAUUUUUGGUAAAUGAAAAGUUUAGAUGACUCGGACAUUAUGAAUAUGACAGGUUCUUUCCAUUUUAUGGAAACAAAGACAUACUCUGAGACACUAAUAGUAACAACUUACUUCUUAGAGCUGCAGUAACAGAUAGGAAUGCUACUGAUGACGUUCAGUUUUUGUGACCUGGAGAGGAAUUAUAGUCUAAAUAACCUGAUGAACUCGGGUGUGCUGCAUGACACAGAGACAAAGUAAGAACAGACCAACACUUAUGAUUUUAACAGCUAUCUUCUUGUAACGUAAAAGCAGUUUUGAAAUGAAGACUGUAAUGUAAACUGUUACAGAUGACUGGCAUUAACAUUUGAAAGCAACGUAAAUGAAAUAACUUUGAUUCUUUUAAAGAAUAAAGAAAAGUGUGAAACAUACAGAGCCACAUAAUUUAAUUUGAUAUAUGAAUUAGUAAGGUUUGUAUGUAAAAAGGUUGUAAUAAGAUAAGUACGUUACAGUAUACUUCUGUUAAAUAGAAUGUGUAUCAAUAAUAUUGUAUUUAUUGACGUCUUUGUUAAAUAACAUUUUUGUCUGAUUACGUGGAUUUGUCUGUGACAUUUUGAUGGUAAUAUUGUAAGAUAUUGAUGGAAAGAGAUGGAAAUAAAACUGAGAAUUGUUCUACAGUCA